Messenger RNA from Taeniopygia guttata (zebra finch), 1400 nucleotides. RefSeq names its product serine/threonine-protein kinase pim-1-like. Gene Ontology annotation, biological process: protein autophosphorylation; negative regulation of apoptotic process; regulation of mitotic cell cycle. Gene Ontology annotation, cellular component: cytoplasm. Gene Ontology annotation, molecular function: protein serine/threonine kinase activity; ATP binding. The record is from RefSeq and is a predicted model, not a curated record. Lineage: Eukaryota; Metazoa; Chordata; Aves; Passeriformes; Estrildidae.
AUGGGUGACGGUGACGUCCUGGUGACUGCGCUUGUCCUGCUGCUGGCCGCCGUGGCUGUCUGGUGGGCCUUUGGCCACCGGCAACAACGGAGCCGGCAGACACGGAGAGCGAUGUGGAGCAAGCGCCCCGGGGCCCGGCCCAGAGGCUCACGGAGGAAGCGAGGAGCCCCUGCGACUCCCAGGGGCUGCAGCCCCGGCCGUCGGCAGGAGCAGAGCCCAGCCCACGCCGCCGGGGACAGCGCCGGUGCCGCCCUGCCCCGCUGGCCCGGGGCUGCCGCAGCCGCCUGUGCGCGCUGCCCCGGCCCGGCUCUGCCGCUCGCCAGCCCGGCGGCUGCAGGGCGGCGGCCGCUGCCCGGCGCGCAGCAGGAAGCGGGUGAGAGCGCGGCGGCCCGCGGGGCCCGGCCCGCUCCACUCGCGGCACUUGCGGGAGGGGCGGGCCCUGGGCGCAAGGCUGAUGGCUCGCUCUUGGCCGCAGGGCAAAGGGAGCAGCGGCAGGAGCUGUACCUGUGGGGCCCGCAGCUGGGCAGCGGCGGCUUCGGCACCGUCUUCUCGGGCAUCCGCCUCUCGGACGGCAGCCCGGUGGCCCUCAAACGCGUGGCCCGGGAGAGCGUCCUGCAGUGGGACGAGCUGCCCGACGGCACCCGCGUGCCCAUGGAGGUGGCGCUCAUGGAGAAGGUGGGCUCUGGCUGCCACAACAUCAUCCAGCUCCUCGACUGGUUUGAGCUGCCCGACAGCUUCGUGCUGGUCCUGGAGCGUCCGCAGGCAUCGCAGGAUCUCCUGCAGUUCCUGCAGGAGCAGGGGUGCCUGUGCGAGGAGCAGGCGCGCUGGCUUUUCUGCCAGGUGCUGGAGGCCGUGCGGCACUGCACCGCCUGCGGCGUCCUGCACCGGGACAUCAAGCCAGAGAACCUCCUCGUGGACCCGGAGAGCGGCGACCUGAAGCUCAUCGACUUCGGUUGUGGCACCUUCCUCCAGGAGCGGGCCUUCUCGGGCUUUGCCGGAACGCACGCGUACAGCCCGCCCGAGUGGAUCUGGCUGGGUUACUACCACGGCCACGCGGCCACCAUCUGGUCCCUGGGCGUGCUGCUUUACGUCAUGGUCUGCGGCAGCCUCCCCUUCCAGGACGACCCUGACAUUGUGCUGGGGAAGGUCUUCUUCCAGCGGCAGGUCUCUCCAGAGCUCCAGCACCUGAUCCGAUGGUGUUUGGCCAAGCAGCCUGCGGACAGGCCGGAGCUGGAGGAGGUCUCAUGCCACCCUUGGGUGCGGGGCCGGCGUUUUUGAUGCCUUGCCGGAGCCUCUGCAGCACCCACUUACCAAGUCCCCCUUCCGACACCGCUCCUCGAUGACAUCCGAGAGGCUGGCCGUGCCGCGCUGUUGAAGAUCCCAGACGGCAAAACUCCCUC